UUCCUUUCUAUAUCUGUUGUGUAUCUCAAGAAAAUGAAGGGGAAGUUUCUGAGGGCAUGCUUUAACAAAUGGAGGAAGGUGGGGAGUAGAGUCAUUCCUAGCACUGGCUGUGAGUACUGCUAUCAUUGGGCAUUGUGGCCUUCCGUGCAUGAGAAGAAUGUGAUUCCAAAAGAUGUUCCAAAGGGUCACUUGGUAGUGUAUGUAGGGGAAAAGCUUAGGCGCUUUGUGAUCAAAGUCAGCUUGCUUGAACACCCGCUGUUCAAGGCAUUGUUGGAUCAAGCAAAGGAUGAAUAUGACUUCAAUGCUGAUUCCAAACUCUGCAUUCCCUGUGAUGAAAGCCUCUUCCUCCAUGUUGUUCGUUGCGCUAGCUCUCCACAGGACCGAAAGCUGUCCCACUGUCUUCAGCAAUUCAUUUGAGAAACCCGAUUGAUUCAAAAAUCCUGAGAGACAACUAAUAUGUAGUGUAUCAAGUAGAAUUUGGUAACAUAACUAUGCAUGUAGCUCAUAAAUGUAACUAAAUUAAAUUCUGUUUU
Molecule: messenger RNA, 533 nt
Organism: Rubroshorea leprosula
Lineage: Eukaryota; Viridiplantae; Streptophyta; Magnoliopsida; Malvales; Dipterocarpaceae
Source: the annotation of a GenBank genome assembly